AUGGGCUUCGCAACAUUCGUCUACAACCAAUUCUUCGUCCACCCCUCCCUCCCCAAUGCCUCCUUCACAAACCAAACCGUCAUAAUCACCGGCUCCAACUCCGGUCUAGGCCGCGAAACAGCCCGACACAUCGCACGCCUCGGCGCCCAAAAAGUCAUCCUCGCUGUGCGCGAUACCUCCGCCGGCGACUCCGCCCGGCUGGACAUCGAACAAUCCACCGGCUGCGCCCCAGGAACCUGCGAAGUCUGGCCCCUCGACCUCGCAGACUCCACCUCAGUCCUCGCAUUCGCAGACAAAGCGCUGGCCCUCCCGCGCCUCGACGCCCUAGUCCUAAAUGCAGCCGUCGCGACCAAAAUCUUCCGCCUCGCCCCGGGCGGCUACGAGCAAUCCAUCACCGUGAAUUCCAUCUCGCAUUUCCUGCUUGCCAUCCUUCUUCUCCCGAAACUACGCCAGACGGCGCGGGAUUUCCCUGAAGACAGGACUGUCGCGCCGCAUAUCACCGUUCUCACUAGCCAGGUCCAUGCGUGGCCGCAGUUCCCGCAGUGGAAGGACCCGCGCGGGGUCUUUGCGGCGCUGAGCGAUGAGGCCACGGCGAAGAUGGACGAGCGGUAUCCCGUCACGAAGCUGCUCAAUGUGCUGUUGACGAGGGAGCUUGUUGCGCAGAUGGGUGGUGCUGGUGCGAGUGAUGGGGUGAUUGUUAAUAUGCUCGAUACGGGGUUCUGCCACUCGCGGCUGUCGCGCGAGAACGAGGGCAUCGAGGCGCUGGUGUUUGAUCUUGCGAAGAGGAUUUUCGCGCGGUCGGAGGAGGUUGGGGCGCGUACGACGGUUACUGCUAUGGCGGGUGGAAGAGAGACGCAUGGGCAGUAUAUGGUGAAUGGAGUCGUUGCGUCUGAUGCGCUGUCGGAGUUUGUGUGUGGCGACGAUGGAAAGACGGCGCAGAGGAGGCUAUGGGAUGAGUUGAGUGGGAUUGCUGAGGGAUUGAGGCCGGGAGUUAUGGCCGGGGUUACUUCUUCAUAA
Messenger RNA from Aspergillus versicolor CBS 583.65, 1017 nucleotides. RefSeq lists its product as uncharacterized. The transcript has a single exon. Bases 1 to 1017 code for a protein of 338 amino acids. The record is from RefSeq and is a predicted model, not a curated record. NCBI's taxonomy places the organism in Eukaryota, Fungi, Ascomycota, Eurotiomycetes, Eurotiales, Aspergillaceae.